This is a messenger RNA of Photinus pyralis (common eastern firefly), 3404 nucleotides long. Its product is annotated as probable ATP-dependent RNA helicase spindle-E. Gene Ontology annotation, cellular component: intracellular anatomical structure. The record is from RefSeq and is a predicted model, not a curated record. Lineage: Eukaryota; Metazoa; Arthropoda; Insecta; Coleoptera; Lampyridae. The transcript is spliced from 17 exons. The coding region runs from base 1 to 3246 and encodes 1081 amino acids. Gene Ontology annotation, molecular function: RNA binding.
AUGCGAAAUUGUAAGCUUACAUCAAAUACCUUUUUUAGGAAUUCAUCUCAGAAAGUUGGUGAAGAUAAACAGACGCCAACCGUAGGUUGGUUGAUUCAUCCACUUCAUUCGAGCAUUACCACAGAAGAACAAAGAAAGGUUUUCUUCCCACCACCAUCGGGAGUCAGAAAAAUCAUAUUAUCUACGAAUAUUGCUGAAAGUUCUAUUACAGUACCCGAUAUUACAUACGUUAUCGAUUUUUGUUUAACUAAAACUAUGGUCUUGGAUCCCGAUACACAGUAUCAAAGUUUGCAACUGCAAUGGGCGUCACAUGUUAACUGUACUCAACGCGCUGGUAGAGUUGGACGAGUAAGCGAUGGUCGUGUCUACCGUUUUGUUCCGACACAAUUUUUUGAUUUGUAUCUUCCGAAAUCGGUAGAACCGGAAAUAUUGAGGGCGCCCUUGAAUCAUGUGGUUCUGGCAUCUAAGUUGUUGGAUAUAAAAGAACCACCUAAGGCUAUUUUAGCUCUUGCUAUGAAUCCACCUGCCUUAGAUAGUAUUGAUAGUACCGUCUUGUACUUAAAAGAGAUUGGUGCGUUGACUGUGUGUCAAGAUGGCAAAAAAGUGAUGAAUGAUGGCGAUCUAACUUUCAUGGGUGAAGUGAUAGCUAUGUUACCUUUAGAUGUCCAUUUAUCCAAAUUUAUAUUUCUUGGACAUAUUUUUAGCUGUCUCGAAGCUGCGAUUAUUAUGGCAACUGGAUGUUCUAUAAGCAUAUUUAAAACUCCAUUCAAAGAACGUCUUAAAGCAUACACAAAUCGUUUACAAUGGGCAGACGGCUCUGCGAGUGAUAUCGUCGCUUACCUGCAUCUGUAUAAUGUGUGGCAAAGAAGGAAGCGACUACAUCCCAAUCCAAAAGCAGAGAAAUUGUGGUGUGAAAAAAAUUUUGUAGCUCAAAGGGCUUUGAAUGAAUGGCACAUUCUUGUGAAAGAAAUACAAUCACGGUUAGCUAGAAUGAAUAUCCAGCCCGAAGAAGGACCUGGGAAUGUUGUCCAUUCUGAAACUGAAUUGCCAAUUUUAAUUAAGGUUGUAAUGUGCGGAGCUUUUUACCCAAAUUAUUUCAAACGAUCCGUGGAUGCUGGUCAAAUUGAUGAACGUGAAGCUGUCAAAACCAUAGGGGGGCGUGAUCCAUUCAAGACCAUCUACUUUACAGGUUUCGACCACAAGCAACCUGGUCCACUUUAUGCAAAUUCGAUUAAAGCUAUCCUAAAAGAUUGCGCUACUGACAUGCAUGUUAGCUUUGAUAACAGCAGUAAGGUGUAUGUGGAAUUUAUGACGCCCAAACAAUUUGAGACUGUUAUGAUUGAUGGCCAAAGGUUUGUAACGACAAUGCCAGGUAAGAUUCGAACCGAGGUAUAUCGUGCAGUACGGCAGAGACAGUUGCAGUUGACUCACAGAAUCGCUGUAAUGAGCAGUUCUGAUAAAGCCUGGGCUAUUGCAAAAUCUGUCGGGAUUCAACCACUUGGGUCGACUAGGCGAUCUUUACCUUCGUUGGAACGAGUAAGCAGCAUUUUAGAGGAUGAUUCCGUAGUACAAUUUUCUCCAAUUGUCCCAACAUUAGACAUGACUUUUUUAAUUCUAAGAAUAUCCCAUAGAGUUGAUGCUGGACAUUUUUGGGCUCAUUUGUGUAGCAACGGUUCAACGCUAAGCCCCUUAUUGCCGGCCAUUUACGAGGAACUUAAUAAAGAGACAGUCCAAUUGCAACCGCUGGGAAAGACAAUGCCUGUGAUAGACACGGUUUAUGCUGCAAAAUUUUCCGACGACGAUCAGUUUUAUCGUUGCAAAGUUAUCUCAUUAAAUUCCUUUGGUAAAAAGCAAGCAUCUCUAGCACAGGUUUUGUAUAUUGACUUUGGAAAUACUGAGUUUGUGGAUACAGCUAAUUUGUUUUACUUGCCCGACACACCGUUAAUGUCAUGUCCCGCUCAGGCUGUUGAAUGCCACUUAAGCGAAAUUCAACCGUCUAUGGUCUUGAAUCCGAGAGCUUUGUGGUCGGAGGAAGCAGUUAGGAAAUUUGACAUGCGUACUGCAGACAAAAUGUUAGCCGCCAAGAUUUAUUCUGUUGUUAAUGAAGUUGUACAUUUGGAGCUUUAUGCUACCAACGUUACGUCAAUGAGCGAUUUUACACGUUCAGAAAACUAUUGGCUCAUUAAUGAAGGGUACGCUGAACCUGCAGAAGAAAGCUUUCUAUCUAAAGAAAACCAUAAUAAAAGGUUACUUUGCGCGGAGCAUCCUGAACAUUUUGCUUCGUUGCCCGAAGAAGUAUGUCAGCCGCAAAACUCAGUAAACUACCAUUUACCAAGCAAUUCCUGCAGUAGUAGUUUGACUUUGAAAGGACCGUACAGUCCAUUGGAGAUGCAAAUCUUCAGUGUGACGGCUAGCGGCAUGAAUAAAACUAUAACGAUUGAAGGAAGUUCUGUUAAUGCUGUACUGUUAGACACAGAUCCACAAGACCCUCACGAAAGGUUGAUAGUUGCCGCCCAUAUUGGACAGAAUCCUUCCGGUACAAUGCUAAAUUUACGACAUACUACAGUAAUGCCAAACAUCCACGGAUUUCCUAUGUUAAUGAGUCUGUUGUUCUGCCCUUCAAUGGAACCGAAACCUACCGCGGAUGGAACUCAAAUUGGUGCAAUACUGUGUGGAGUGGGUGGUUAUGACAAUACGCAUCGAUCCAUGUUUCCUCCCCAUGAUAUUUGUUUAACUUUAGACACAGAAUUAACAGAGUCUGAUUUGAAUGAAAUUAACCAAUUGAGGCAGUGGAUGAAUCACGCCGUUAAGGUUAUGGAGUUUUGUUGUAGAGGAAUUCCAUCUUCUUCUUCAAUGGCUCUUUGUCAAAGAGAAAUUAAAGAGCAGCUGCUCAAAAUUUUGAAAAUGAAACGUAAAAAUAUUGAACGUGUGUAUGUAAGACAUUCAUCUGUAUGGGGACAAACUUUGUAUGAUUCGGCCAUCUUACGAGCAAAUACACAGAACAAUUCCUCGCAAAUUUGGCCACUACACUGGAGCGUUAAACUAAACCCAAAUAAGGAAGAAGCAGCCUUAGAUAAUAAUAUUAGGGAAAUGGAAGAAGUUGCAUUGGGAAUGAGAACAGUCAAUGAAAUGAAUUGUAUGAAAUGCAAUUUCUUUUGUACUUCAGUUGGAGAAAUGAGGAUUCACCUUUCGUCAUCAGCACACAAAGAUGCUGGGAUGAAAUAUGAACAACGGCCUCGCAUGUGAUUUUAUUUGUAUUCGUGUUUAUUGUUAAGAGUUACCUCUUUUUUUUAUCAUUUGAAUAUUUCUUAAUGUGCUUUUGUUACUUUUAUAGUAAUUAGUUAUGACAAAACAAUUUAGAUGGCAAUAAAUUUCUGUUUCGAUCGAAACUGGCAUAUAAAUGA